AUGGCGCAGGGAAUCGCCGGAGCAGCGGCUGGCGCUGACCCCUGCUCCCCGUUCCAGGUCGGGGAUCACAAAUUCAGCGCUCACAGGAUCGUGCUGGCAGCUUCCAUCCCCUACUUCCACGCCAUGUUCACCAACGACAUGAUGGAGUGCAAGCAGGACGAGAUUGUCAUGCAGGGCAUGGAUCCCAGUGCGCUGGAGGCUCUGAUCAACUUUGCCUACAACGGUCACCUGGCCAUAGACCAGCAGAAUGUGCAGUCCCUGCUCAUGGGGGCGAGUUUCCUGCAGCUGCAGAACAUCAAGGACGCUUGUUGCACCUUCCUCAGGGAGAGGCUUCAUCCCAAGAACUGCCUGGGUGUGCGGCAGUUUGCCGAGACCAUGAUGUGCACGGUGCUCUACGACGCUGCCAACAGCUUCAUCCACCAGCACUUUGUGGAGGUCUCCAUGUCCGAGGAGUUCCUGGCGCUGCCCUUCGAGGACGUCCUGGAGCUCGUUUCCAGGGAUGAGCUCAACGUGAAAUCCGAGGAGCAGGUGUUCGAAGCUGCCUUGGCCUGGAUCCGGUACGACAGAGCCCAGAGGGAAUCCUUCCUGCCCGAGCUGCUGUCCAAAAUCCGGCUGCCGCUGUGCCGGCCGCAGUUCCUGACGGACCGCGUGCAGCAGGACGACCUGGUGCGGUGCUGCCACAAGUGCAGGGAUCUGCUUGACGAAGCCAAGGAUUAUCACCUGAUGCCGGAGCGCCGGCCGCACCUGCCGGCGUUCAAGACGCGGCCGCGGUGCUGCACGUCCAUCGCCGGGCUGAUUUACGCCGUGGGGGGACUCAACUCAGCAGCAAAUUUCUACGCAGGCGACUCCCUGAACGUGGUGGAGGUGUUCGACCCCAUCGCCAACCGCUGGGAGAGGUGCCAGCCCAUGGGCACGGCGCGCAGCCGCGUCGGCGUGGCCGUGCUCAACGGGCUGCUCUACGCCAUCGGCGGCUACGACGGCCAGCUGAGGCUCAGCACCGUGGAGGUGUACAACCCCGACACCGACUCCUGGUCCAAGGUGGAAAGCAUGAACAGCAAGAGGAGCGCCAUGGGGACGGUGGUGCUGGACGGGCAGAUCUACGUGUGUGGGGGAUACGAUGGAAACUCCUCCCUCAACUCGGUGGAGUCCUACUCUCCAGAAACAAACAAGUGGACAGCGGUGACCCCCAUGAGCUCCAACCGCAGCGCUGCCGGAGUCACCGUGUUCGAGGGCCGGAUCUACGUGUCAGGAGGGCACGACGGGCUCCAGAUCUUCAACAGUGUGGAAUACUACAACCCUCACACCUCCAGCUGGCACGCCGUGGCGCCCAUGCUGAACAAGCGGUGCCGGCACGGCGCGGCGGCGCUGGGCAGCCGCAUGUUCGUCUGCGGCGGCUACGACGGCUCGGGCUUCCUCAGCGCCGCCGAGGUCUACAGCUCCGCGUCGGACCAGUGGUACCUGCUGGUGCCCAUGAACAGCCGGCGCAGCCGCGUGUCCCUGGUGGCCAACUGCGGCCGGCUCUACGCCGUGGGCGGCUACGACGGACAGUCCAACCUGGGCUCGGUGGAGAUGUACGACCCCGAGACCAACCGCUGGACGUUCAUGGCGCCCAUGGUGUGCCACGAGGGCGGCGUGGGCGUGGGCUGCGUGCCGCUCCUCACCGUCUGA
Molecule: messenger RNA, 1668 nt
Organism: Hirundo rustica (Barn swallow)
Lineage: Eukaryota; Metazoa; Chordata; Aves; Passeriformes; Hirundinidae
Gene: KLHL18
Product: kelch like family member 18
Exons: 9
Coding region: 1-1668 (555 amino acids)
Molecular function (GO): protein binding
Source: RefSeq, a predicted model, not a curated record